Conger conger (European conger) is the source of this 1404-nucleotide messenger RNA. It is a transcript of the gene hhex, whose product is annotated as hematopoietically expressed homeobox. The transcript is spliced from 4 exons. NCBI's taxonomy places the organism in Eukaryota, Metazoa, Chordata, Actinopteri, Anguilliformes, Congridae. The record is from RefSeq and is a predicted model, not a curated record. Gene Ontology annotation, biological process: cell differentiation; regulation of transcription by RNA polymerase II. Gene Ontology annotation, molecular function: DNA-binding transcription factor activity, RNA polymerase II-specific; RNA polymerase II cis-regulatory region sequence-specific DNA binding. The coding region runs from base 202 to 1029 and encodes 275 amino acids.
GCAGGAAGUUGGCCUGCUCUUAUCUCCUCCCUCUCAAUACUUAGAUAGCGACCAAACUGGUACAAGUUUUGCCAACAAGCCUUCAGUAACCGAUGGAGAAAGGAACACCCUGUAAUUCUUCAUACGUUUAGUAGUUGAUGAGCUACAGGAUCGUUGUUAAUCUUUUUUACGCUUUAAAUUGGAUAGUGGCAGUUUUUAGUCAUGCAAUACCAGCACCCUGUGUCUUCAGCCAUGAGUGUUCCUCUUUAUGCACCGACCCCACUUCAGCCCGUCCAUCCAACUCCGUUCUACAUUGAAGAUAUCCUGGGCAGAAAUGUGACUCCGACGUCUUCUGCAGUCGUCCCGACUCCAACUCUACCGUCCCCAAAUUCGUCCUUCACGAGUUUGGUACCCCCUUACAGAACUCCCAUCUAUGAGCCAACGCCGAUUCAUCCAGCAUUCUCGCACCAUGCAGCACUGACAGCUACAUACGGCUCUAGCGCUUUUGGUAAUUCAAUGUACCCAUUUCACCGCGCGGUCGGGGAAUACGCCCAUGCACUGAUCAGGCAUGAUCAUCUUGGUAAACCACUUUUAUGGACCCCAUUUAUUCAAAGGCCCCUGCACAAAAGAAAGGGUGGCCAAGUAAGAUUCUCCAACGACCAGACAGUUGAAUUGGAAAAGAAGUUUGAGACGCAGAAAUAUCUCUCACCGCCAGAACGGAAAAGAUUGGCUAAGCUGUUACAACUAAGCGAAAGACAGGUGAAGACUUGGUUCCAAAACCGGAGAGCGAAGUGGCGACGACUCAAACAGGAAAACCCACAAGGUGUAAAGCGAGAAUUGGAAGGCGAAAACGCCGAAGUAAAUUGCGAGGCGAGGCAGGAACUGGGUAUCACUGCCAACCAGAGAAGCACAGAAAUUGCAAACAGUCGGUCGCAGUGUUCCUCUUCUCCGGUAUCGCAGGAAGAAAUUGAGUCAGACAUUUCGGACGAUUCGGAUCAAGAGCUGGACAUUGAAGACGACAUUGAUGCGUCUUUAAAUGCGCAAAUAUGAGAAAGGACUGACUGGGGGAAUAGGAGAUUUCCGCCUCCUGACCAUUCCCCCUAAACUACAUAUCACUUAUAAAUAAAUUGUGCUUCAAAAUUAAGUUUGUACAUAUGUGUGUAUAUUUCGUAGAGACGAUGUUGUUGUUAAUGUAAGUUAAGAAUAUAUCUUAGGCCUAUGGUAUUUUGGGGUUUAAAAUAAACAAAAUGUAUGCAUGGGGUCGGGGGUGUGGUCACGGCAGUGAAACCUUUUCCAAAUUUUAAAGAGCCCGGCUUGAUUAUUCACUAAUUGGGCCUACUGCUUUAGUGGGGAAUAUUUUUCACGUUCUUUAAAUUGCCGUUUUUGUGUUUGUGAUUUUUAAAUAAAAAAUACUCUUGUGAUAGA